Apis mellifera (honey bee) is the source of this 6222-nucleotide messenger RNA. RefSeq names its product neurotrimin. NCBI's taxonomy places the organism in Eukaryota, Metazoa, Arthropoda, Insecta, Hymenoptera, Apidae. The record is from RefSeq and is a predicted model, not a curated record. Bases 509 to 1729 code for a protein of 406 amino acids. Gene Ontology annotation, cellular component: neuron projection. The transcript has 12 exons.
UAACAGGUGGUAGUGCGUCACUUCAAUUCAGUAAUAUUUUUGUCGUUAUUUUGCGGCAUAUUGUAUAUUAUAGUCAAAAUUCUUUAAUUAUUGUGUUUUUUGUCCAUAGUUAAUUAUAUAUUUCGUUAAAAUUCAGUGAUUUCUCGGUCUCUUUCCUUCUUUUUCUUGAUUACGUACUUUCGAUAUCGCGACUGCUCGUAUUUCGUGUUUCGCAAUUUGGAGUUUCAUUGUCUGCAUCGUACUAAUUCAACUUAGGUAACGCACAGAUGAUACAUUCGGGACGAUACAAGUUGGCCAGUUGCCUCUCGCCGAACAGGGUAAAGAGAGAGCAAAGUGCCAAUCCUCGAUCGACCCGCACGCCCAUUUACCAUCGAUAAUAUAAGACGAAGAAACCGAAUGGACACGAUUAAACAAUCAUCGAUAUAUCAUCGCACACGGACGGCAAUCGAGGAAUCUGGAGAUAUUGGGGCAAAUAUCGGGUCACCAUCACGGAACGCAGUAUGCAUCGAUGUCGGAGAAUUACAAGAACAACUCAGACUUACCCAGGUUCGCUGAGGAAAUCCAGAACGUGACCGUGAGCAAAGGUCGAGAUGCUUUGCUAGCCUGUAUAGUGGAUAAUCUACGAAACUUCAAAGUGGCAUGGGUGCGCGUCGAUACGCAGACUAUCUUAUCCAUCCACCAUAAUGUCAUCACGCAAAAUCCACGGAUCUCGUUGUCGUAUAACGAUCACCGUACAUGGUAUCUUCAUAUAAAAAAAGUUGAAGAAGUGGAUCGUGGAUGGUACAUGUGUCAGGUGAACACAGACCCGAUGAGAAGUCGACAGGGUUAUUUGCAGGUUGUAGUGCCACCUUCCAUUAUCACGAAGGAAACGAGCACGGACAUGGUUGUCCGCGAAGGUUCAAACGUGACAUUGACGUGUAAAGCUUCAGGAUAUCCGGAACCUUACGUCAUGUGGCGGAGAGAGGAUGGGAAAAACAUAAACUACAAUGGAGAGAGCGUGAAUGUCGUGGAUGGCGAGGUGUUGCACAUCGUGAAGAUAAGUCGAUUGCACAUGGGAGCAUACUUGUGCAUCGCUUCGAACGACGUUCCACCGCGAGUUAGCCAACGCAUAUCUCUUCGCGUGCAAUUUCCUCCUAUGCUUUCGAUACCAAAUCAAUUGGAAGCAGCAUAUAUUGGACAAGAUGUCACGUUGGAAUGUCACACAGAAGCUUAUCCUACCUCGAUUAAUUAUUGGACGACCGAACGUGGCGACAUGAUUGUCUCCGGCAAUUACCAUUCUAUUGCAGGUGAUAAAUAUGAGGCGGUGUCCACCGACAACGGGUACAACAAGUACAUGAUGCUGAAGAUUAGAAAUGUCGGGCCGAGGGACUUUGGCUCGUACAAAUGCGUGGCACAAAAUUCUCUCGGUGGAACUGACGGGGACAUUAAAUUAGAUGAGAUUCCAGCACCAUCUACGACGUCCACGACACCGCCACCCUAUCACGUGACUACAUCGAUGAAGAAGAACGGUAGAAACGGUAACAAGAAAUUACGACAACGACCUAUCGACUACGAGGUCGAGGAAUGGCGAAAUCCAGAUUAUGACAGAAAUUACAAUUCGCCAUCAAUGAGGCCGCCAGGCGAGCUUCCGGUCGACGCUUUAAGUCCGGGUGUCUCCCAUCGGGCUCAGCUCGUCCUUCAUCUUUUGGUGAGUCUGCUGUCACUGCUUCUUCCAGCCAUCAGAAGGUGAUUCUCACGUCGCGGGAACGGGGCUUCCAGUUCUAGUGUUUAUUGGACGGUGACCAGACCGGAGGCGGCUGCUACCAGUUUCCGGUACGCCGGCUCCGGCUGGAUGAUGGACGAGUGCGACGAAACAAGGCGCGCUUGAAAUUAUUUUCAUACUAAACGUAGACGUAUACAGAGAGCAAAGAAGAUAUAUAUAUAUAUAAUAUAUAUAUAAAUAUAAAUAAAUAUAUAUAUAUAAAUAUAUAAAUACAAAAAAAAAUAUAAUAUGUUGUGUAAGUAUACUUACAGUGAGUAUGAAGGAAAUUCUUAGGCUUUUAUUGAAUGACGAUGAUUUUGUGGCGCGCGACAUCUUUGCAUAUUCGAGGAAAAGACUUCAUCCUCUCUCGUGAUGCGAGAUUUAGAAAAUAAGGAGGGGUGGGAUGGGGAGGGGAAUGGAAAAAAAAAAAAGAACUUUUCGUAUCGACUAGACGAAUUUUUCUGAUCGCGAACGAGAGGAUUGAUCAGCCAAUGUUUUUCAGUCGGUUUCAUCCGCGACACGUCGAUAUAUUCCGAGAAAAGGAUUCGAGGGUUGUGUCGUCUCGUAUUACCGCUUUAAAUGUUCCCGCCAAAAAACGAGUUUUAUAAUCAAACGUGUGUCGCGCGAAUUCUUCUCGAGGCGACUGAGAAUCAUUGGCGCUGAAAAGAAAAAAAAGAGUAGUUUCGUUAGUUUCGUAAGAAUGCGCAAGUUGUCCGAACCGAAACGAGAAUCGAGAGCGUUUCGAAUUUCUUCGUUUCGUCUAACCUACCCGUGUAAAUAUCAUUGAUUUUGAUAAAUCUUUGAGAUUCAGCGUUUCUAGGUAUCUCCUUUCCGAUGUGAAUCACUCGCGGUCUCAUUUCAUUGUCGCUGUAUCGUUCGCGUUGCUUGACGAACAAAAAAGAAGAAAAGAAAAGAGAAAAAAAAAAGAAGAGAGGAAAGAAAAAUCACCCUUUUGUAUAACACGCUCCCUUCGCGAGAAUAAAACGUUCAUUCGUUUAAUUACCAUGAAGGAACAAUUAAAUUGUCCUUGUAAUAAAUCCGAAAAACCGACGAGAUGACAGAGUACGUAAAUUCAUUCGGCGAGAUAAGAAGAUAAAGAAGUAUUAUUUUCAGACGAUUUUACGUACCCUUCAUCUGAAAAAACCGAUCUCAUUGCUCGUUAAACGAACAACCAACAAGACACUCUUGCACUCUGAUUGAAUUAAUGUUAUUGGAAAUUGAGAAUUUUAAAAAUAACCAAUAUUAGAUUUGAUUGGACGAAUUUAAUAAGACGAAGCUUUUCAUAAAAUAAUUUUGAACAGCAAUUUCAAAUAUUUCAAAAGUUUUCCAAUCGAUCCAAUAAUUAUCCAAUUUCAUAUAUCGUCGUCCUCGUUCUUAAUCUUACACGUUCUAUCUUAUCUUUGAAGAAACAUUUAAGAUUCAUAAAAUUCAAUAUUAACAUUAAUUAUACGAUUGCUUUCUCGAUGAAAUUUUUAAUUAUUAUGAUAAAUUUCCGAUGUUUGAAUCGAUGAGAUAUAUUAUUUAAUUAGAAGAAAAAGAAAAUGAAGUAAGAAUCGUUAAGAACCAAGUCGACGACGUAAUCUACAUAAUUUUUAUUUCAAUUCACCAAUACUAUUAAUUUUAAAAUUAUUGUGCAAGAGGAUCUAGCGUUAUUAACAUUCCUCAUCGGUCGUCCGCGUUACACGACUACGCGAUGGAUAUUAGUUGUACUCUAGUCGAGCGAACAAGGCACAACUGUAUUUCGAUACAUGUAAUAAUAUAUACGUACGCAUGAAAGAAUAAAUGAAAGCAUAACUAUAACAUUAUACACAUGAACAUAUACUACAUAUAUAUAUCGAAUCGUAGUUGUGUUGGGAUACAAAAGCGCUCUAAAGUUUCAUGAUGAUUAGCUAUUCGAUUGGCGAAACCGUGCAUGCACUUGAUGCGAAAACGCUAGUCAUAUAUAUAUAUAUAUACACGUAACAAAUAAAAUAUGGCGGACGCGUUCCAGAAAUGCGAUUACAGUACUCUCUCUAAAUAAGACUCCUCUGAAUUAAACUUAUUUUAUUUCGAACAUUUUUUCACCACACCAUUUUCUCUGAAGAAUUCAUAAAAAAGGAAUGACUUUUGUCACAAGAUUCGUCAUAAUUUCAUGACUCGAUCUUAUUCGUGUGAUCAUUCUGUAAUGUAAUUACAGAUGAUACAACGAUUAUAAUAUUUCAUCGAAGAAAUUGUUACAAAUUUAAUCAAAGAGAAAAAGAAGAAACGUUAAAAAAGUUUUUUAAAAGAUUUCUACUCUCUUGAAAAAAAAACGAAGGUUUUUUUUAAUAUAAAUUUUCCAACUAAAAAACGACUCUUUAAAUAGAACCGCGGAUGGAAAGUAGAAAUUUAAAAAGCAAGUUACAGCUUUGAAAGUUUGUGCAAAUUUUACUCGCACAGGCUAUUGGUAGAGAUAUUAUAUUUCCUGGAAAAAUAUUUUUCUUCGGUAUCACGAUCAGUUUAACACACUUAGCGUGGACGUACCCAUUGUAUAGAUUCCUUACCUAAGAAACAUUUUGCGAUACAUAUAUCAAACGGAAGUGACGUAUUCAAAUCAAGAAGACUCAUACGAAACGUUAACCAAUUGAUUCAAAUCCAUCGCUUAAAUCGAUGUAUGCAUUACAAUAUUUUUAUUUCUACGAUAUAAACCCACAACGUGUACAGCUGCAUCAUGAAUCUUUUUCUAAAAAAAUAUAGAAGAUGAAAGAUAGAAAAAAUAAAUCAAGUAAAUAUUUUAUAUCUUCACUAAAGAUGUUUAUCAUCGACGUGUGCAACGAUUUUAAACUUGGUGCAUUUUUCGCCACUCAACAACUGUUUCUUGCAUUUAUAAAAAUUAAUAAUAAUAAUAAUAAUAAUUGAUGUAAUAACGUCAACGGCGCUUUUCGAUUUUUGGUGCCGCAUUGAGAGUAUUUAGAGGGAGUAUUGUACGAAAAAAAAAAGAAAAAAGAAAAAACGAGCGUUUUGCGUGUCACCGCUUGUAUUUUUAAAAGCGGAUAAACGCCGGUAUAGGUUGAUGAUGUUGCGUAGCCCCGAAUCAUCGAUCGGACGGUGUCUUCGUACAAAGAGAGCUUCGUCGUUUCAGUUUUAAUUAUGCAUCAGAUACAUCAGUGGGAGAUCUGUCCUCCUAUUACGGCUACAUAAAUAUAUGUCGACGACAAUAUUUUUAGCUUUAACGAGACUUAAAGUAGAUUUAACGAUCUGUAGAGCGAAUAAUGCAAGAGGAAAUUCAAUUGAACCGUGAAUGCAAUUUUUGGAUAGAAUCCAUGACCCAUUUUUCUUUCGUGUAUUUCAUUCUACAUCAACUUCCUGUAAUCUACUUGAUUCGCAUAGUUUCGUGUAAAUACUAGAGAAAUAGGAAGCUUUCAAAAAUAUUUUGUAACUAUAUCUAUUUGUAAACGGAAGUUUCCCCAAGUCUAUUUCGAGUUUCGUUCGAGUCUAUCGUGAAAGUGGUAGAAAAGGUUAGGUAUGCUGCACUCGAGGAGUAUCGAAUCAUCCAUCUUUAUUGGAAAAUUUAUAAACGUUCGUCGUUUCCUUUCUUAAACAUUUUUCUUAUUUUUGGAAACAAUCCUUCGAUCACUUGAAAAAAUAUAUUGGUAAUAAAUGAUAAAAUGGAUUAAACAUUUUUCUCCUAAAAAUAAAUUCAUCCUAUUUAUUUAUAUUUAUUUAAAUUACCAAUACUUGAUAAUCUCCAAUUACAAAUUAUUAAAAAUUCAUUUAUAUAUAAUCAUUUUCAGAAGAUUAAAAUUUAAAGACUUUUCAAAAAUUAAUUCAGAAUUGAUAGAAGAAAAAGUUCAAGUUUGCUAUAACAUUUUCAAUCAAUCAAACAAUUUUGGAAUCUUUCUCCAUAAAAUUUCCAUAAAAGAUAAGUGAUUCGAAGCUCUGUCGACGAACUGUACGUUUAAAAAAAAAAAAAAAAGAAAAUCAACGAGGCAUUCAAUUUUAGAAUCACGUAAUUCGGAAUUCGAUCGUUGCACGAACGAUAAAGAAACGCGUCUUCGCCGAUUGAUUGUUCUGUAAAUAUUGUAGAUACGUUAUGCUGUGAUCAAUACGAAUCGUCGUCUGUUAAUCGGUGUGAUGAUUCGAGGCUGCGAAUUGUUAAAGCAAAGUGCAAAGAAAAAUGGCGAGUGUUGUGAAUAAGCGUAAUAAUAUUAAUAAGCGACCGUACGAAACGUUAUGGCGAUGAUCGUGUGAGAACAUCGUUCAGUAGAAGAUGAAAAAUGACGAGAAAAAGAAAAAAAAAAAAAACGAAUCGAGGCUACAGCGAUCAUAGAUAUGUCGUAUUGAAUUAUUAUUAUAUUAACGUUAUUAAUGUAUCGUGCCCGAUAGUUUCACUAUGUCGUACAGUAAUUUUUAAUUGGAUUUACGGCAUCGAAAAUAAUCCGUGGAACGAGAAUCAGGCGAUAGAUAGUGAAAUUGUCGGUCUGAAUAUCUUAAUAAAUCGAAUACAUGACUGCCAUUAUAAA